Oreochromis aureus is the source of this 2079-nucleotide messenger RNA. RefSeq names its product transmembrane protein 154 (gene tmem154). The coding region runs from base 626 to 1213 and encodes 195 amino acids. The record is from RefSeq and is a predicted model, not a curated record. NCBI's taxonomy places the organism in Eukaryota, Metazoa, Chordata, Actinopteri, Cichliformes, Cichlidae. The transcript is spliced from 12 exons.
AAACAGCCAAUUGAAAAGCUGUGCGAUGUGUAACUGAUGACUUGUGUGUAAAUUCAGUGAUUUGAGCAAGACGUCAAGACUUUUCAACCAAUAAUAUCUCCUACGCUUACAGAUUUAUUACACACACACAGAUGUGAUUAAACAGUCUCUUGAAAGCCUUCUGAGCAGAUUCAUGCCAGCUGAUUGGAAACUUUGGAGAGCCGGUAAUAUCUCACUGAAUGAUAUCCAUCCACACCUGCCCCCCCCGGCUUCACUGCUUGGAACCUCAGGAUCAGUCCUCACUGGACCCACCACGACCACAACCACUACAGCCUAGACCUUCCCCUCAAGCUCACUCCACCUGCAAAUAGUUUUCAGGGCGCUCAACGAUGUCCAGAGAAUGAGCCGUGUUUGGUGAGGAAAUCAAUGGCUGCACCCGUUAGACUCUUCUGUCAUUCUUGAUGCCAAGUGCUGCUACACACUGAUACAGUAGCUUCUGUGGAGAAGAUUGCAUGAACAACACAAAGUUUUAAGCACCUUUAUCAGUAAACAACUGUCACCACCUCUGGCUGUCUCACCUGGCUAUCAGUUCCUGGCUGAGUGAGGAGGUGAGCUCCCACCGGGGAAAUAAUGGGAGUGACCAUCAAUGGAGCUUGCUCCUGAGAUACGGAUGGAGCUGAUCCCAGGAAAAAUCCUCCAGUCUGAUUCAUUGCUGCUGGCUGAGGGGGGGCAGAUGGUCCAGCAGGAACGGGAGGAGGAGGUGGAAGGGUUUGGCCAAGACGAAGGUGGCGAUCAAAGCGGGUCAGACAAGCUGGAGAGUGAGGCAACCACAGCUGCUACUCACACCAAUGCCGACAUCACUCAGACCAGUACAGGGAAUCAGUACGAAGGCAGUGGCUCCAGUAGUGUUACCACAUCAAUAGAUGAAGACUCCAUGAAGCCAACUGAACCACCAGGCCUGGACCCCAUCAUUAUCAUUAUCCCUGCAGUGCUGGCGGCCGUAAUCAUCUGCAUGAUAGUUUGUGGCAUUUUCAUCAUCCGUAGGUGGAACAAACAAAAGAGAAAUCCAGACCCGAAUAAAGAAGAUCCAUAUUUGGAUGGAUCCAGUACCGAGAAGGUGCCGAUGCCGAUGUUUGAAGAGGACGUGCCCUCUGUACUCGAGCUCGAAAUGGAAGAGUUGGACGAGUGGAUGAAAAAGGAUGGUGAAACUGCAGAGGACUCUAAAUGUCUGUAACUGAAUUUAAGGUUAAAGGAGACACGCUCAACACAGCGCAAUAAUGCCAGCACUGAUGUUUGAACCUCCUUCACCAGCAAUAAUCCAGCCAUGUGACUGUCUGGAAACAACAACACUUAACACUCAUUUUUACAAUUUUGCUGGAAAACAGCAACAAAAGUUCAACCUCAAAUUUUUUCUAAUGCAACACCUCCGAUAGCCGUUAGAGAACAGCAGCAUAUAACAACCGAACCAAAACAGUCUCCCUGUGAUCCGUUUUACACCACAUGGUGUUCUGCUUUAAUAUGCUGCCAGGUACAUGUACAGUAUUUUAUGGCUCAGAUUCAUAAUGUAGUAACUGAUGAUGUUACAAUUAGGUCACUAUCUCUCCUCUCCAUCAUAGAUUGUUCUUUGUUUCUGCUUAUGGCUCUUUCCUAAGCUCAAAGCCAUUUUGUUGCAUUACACUUAAAGGGGAGAUAUCCAGCUGAAUGCAUGACAGAGAAGCAAUGUUUUUAAGUGUUUUGUUUGAAAUCUCAAAGCCUGUUUCUGAGGCUUUGGAUAAAUUAUUUCCCGUCAUCGAAGCAGCUUUCAGAAAGCUGGACCUGAUAAGAUUUUUAUCUCUCCACAGAUAACAAAUAACUCUUUGACUGAACACUUUAUAUCCUUUUCUUUGUCUUUGAAAGUGUUAAAUCAAAGCAGUUGUGACAUUGAUCCAAAUGUGAGCUAUACUUAAAGUGUCAGUCAGUAUUGUGCGGGAUCCUGCACUGUAAAUAUGAGAAUACAGUAUACCAAAACAUGUUUGUAAAUAUUUCAUAAAGGCACUUGUGUCGUUGAUUUGCUGAUGGUGCUUUAAGUAAAAUUUCAAUAAAUAAGACCUUGCCAUAAAA